CUGCUAUAUAAAGUACCUGGGCAUUUCCUCCACAUAGCAAUAGCAUAGCAGUGCACCACAACUAUGGAGCAUCACUCAGUCCCAAGGUGUAUAGCCUUCUUCCUGCUCACCCUCCUGGCCAGCCUACAUUACACUCAGGCAAAACCUGGUCGUAACUCGAUCCACUCCAUCUUCAGCUUCGGCAACUCGUACGCCGACACUGGCAACUUUGUCAAGCUCGCAGCGCCGGUGCUUCCGAUCAUCCCUUUCAGCAACCUCCCCUACGGGGAGACCUUCUUCGGUCGCCCCACCGGCCGAGCCUCCAAUGGCCGCAUCAUUUUGGAUUUCAUUGCCGAUGAGUUUGGCCUCCCUUUCGUGCCGCCGAUUCUCGGUGGAGAACAUAACUUCACCCAUGGAGCAAACUUUGCCGUCGUCGGCGCUACGGCACUGGAUCUAGCCUACUUCUACGAGCGCAACAUCACGAGUGUGCCCCCUUUCAAGAGCUCCUUGAGCGUGCAGCUUGACUGGUUCCAGAAGCUGAAGCCCACCUUGUGCUCAACACCACAAGGUUGCAGACACUAUUUCAGGAGAUCCCUCUUCUUGAUGGGAGAGUUCGGAGGGAACGACUACACCUUCAUCUUGGCCGCCGGGAAAACCUUGGACCAGGUCGCGUCAUACGUGCCAGAAGUCGUACAAGCCAUCUCAGCAGGCGUUGAGAAGUUAAUCAAGGAAGGAGGCAGGUACGUGGUGGUGCCGGGGCAGCUGCCAAUGGGGUGCCUUCCCAUCGUCCUGACCUUGUACGCCAGCCCGAACAAGAAGCACUACGACCCCCGGACCGGGUGCCUGACAAAAUACAACGCCCUCACGCGCUACCACAACAGACUGCUGUCCAAGGCCAUCUAUCGGCUCCGGAUCAAGUACCCCGCGACCAACAUCAUCUACGGCGACUACUACACGCCGGUGAUGGAGUUUCUCAGGACACCAACAAGAUUCGGGUUUAGUGCUUCGUCGAGGCUCCGCGUGUGCUGCGGCGCCGGCGGGCCGUACAACUACAACUUGACGGCGGCGUGCGGCUUUCCCGGGGCGAGCGCGUGCGCUAACCCCGCCACACGUAUCAACUGGGACGGCAUCCACAUGACGGAGACUGCAUACAUGUACAUCGCCGCCGGUUGGCUCUGGGGCCCUUACGCGCAACCGCCUAUUCUCAAGGCCAUGCCACGAUCUCUGGAUCUCAAGACACCUUCAAUCUUAGAAAUGAACACCUUCGGCUACGCUAGCUCAUGAGUAAUAGCUAGUUGCAACGGACGGCGCAGGUUUCUUCAAGCUCUGUCCUGCGGUAGCAACCUUCAUUCUCCAUGCAUUGCAUGCUACUCUUUCAAUAAACUCCACACUUACUAGCUAAAGUGUGCUUAAUGUAAUAAUUAUGUUGCAUUGGCAUAUUCGCGGCCCAUCGCGGUAUAAAUUAAAGCAGCAUGGUAUAUGUAAAUCCUGAAUUCAU
Hordeum vulgare subsp. vulgare (domesticated barley) is the source of this 1477-nucleotide messenger RNA. Its product is annotated as GDSL esterase/lipase At1g28610-like. Gene Ontology annotation, molecular function: hydrolase activity, acting on ester bonds. The coding region runs from base 64 to 1263 and encodes 399 amino acids. The record is from RefSeq and is a predicted model, not a curated record. The transcript has 5 exons. Lineage: Eukaryota; Viridiplantae; Streptophyta; Magnoliopsida; Poales; Poaceae.